Molecule: messenger RNA, 351 nt
Organism: Colletotrichum tamarilloi
Lineage: Eukaryota; Fungi; Ascomycota; Sordariomycetes; Glomerellales; Glomerellaceae
Exons: 3
Coding region: 1-351 (116 amino acids)
Source: RefSeq, a predicted model, not a curated record
AUGGGAGAGGCGGCCGGUACAGCAACAACUUCAAGCGAAGACGGGCCGCGGACGCGGGCUCAGCCUGAUCGACUCCACGCCUCUCUCCAUCUUGCACACCAAGUGACUUCCGUUGGACUAGGUGUACGAACUUCUGUAUCAGUGAUCAUUCCCUGUAACAUGAGCCAUGAGCUGGGUAUUUCACUGUUGCCUGGCGAUGUCCAAAAAGAGCCUGUGCGGCGUGAAAAUUCUCACUUGAUGAUCCUUCGCCCGACAACGAAAGCCUCCAGCUCCUCUCCGAUCCUCUCACAUCGAGAAUGGCAGGUGCCUGGCGAUGAGAAGUCCACGACGGGUGUUCGGCGGCGUCGGUGA